This is a messenger RNA of Poeciliopsis prolifica (blackstripe livebearer), 3718 nucleotides long. RefSeq names its product AFG3-like protein 1. The record is from RefSeq and is a predicted model, not a curated record. Gene Ontology annotation, cellular component: membrane; m-AAA complex. Gene Ontology annotation, molecular function: ATP hydrolysis activity; ATP binding; metalloendopeptidase activity. Lineage: Eukaryota; Metazoa; Chordata; Actinopteri; Cyprinodontiformes; Poeciliidae. The transcript has 15 exons. Gene Ontology annotation, biological process: protein-containing complex assembly; mitochondrial protein processing. Bases 133 to 2583 code for a protein of 816 amino acids.
CGCCUCUCCAAUGUUUCCAAAGCGCAGCUUCCUCGCGGCUCAUCCGAUGUGCGUCUGUGGGCGGAUGGGAGAAGACAUAAGAUGGACCCAGGCUCCUCAUGACUCCGUCUGACGGAAAUCUUCGUCCUCAGCAUGUGGUCUUUUCGGAACCGAGCCCGGACGGUUCGGACGUGGAGACAAAACUUGUUUACACUUGCAGCAACUUUGCGCUCCAAAGGGGCUUCGAUGGCGUUGCUCAUUCAGAGAAGAUGUGGAGAGCUGCAGCGACACAGUUUUGCACGGCUUCUCGGCUCAAACAGGCCUCUGAAAGGUUUUGAGAAAUUGUUCCCGAAGAGUAAGGAAGGAACUGGCAGACGAACAUCAGCAGAAAAUAAAAGAAAUAAAGAGCAAGACUCACUUCAAACCAAAAGAUGUGAAGAAAAUGAUGGAGGAGAAAAAGAGAGAUCUCAGUGGUGGAAACAAUUCAGGAAAGAUUUUUCCUUCGAUGAAAGGACCGUGCAGAACUUUGCUCUCGGUGCUGCGGGCAUGACCGCAGCCUUUCUGUACUUCCACUUCAGGGAAACCAAAGUCCAGAUCUCCUGGAAGGAUUUUGUGCUGUAUCUGAGCAAAGGCUUGGUUGGUCAUGUAGCGGUGGUCAAUAAGCAGUAUGUCAAAGUGUUUCCGGCCGAUGGGGUGAACUCAAAAGACGUGGUUAGUAAGAUAACGCAGUGCCGUGUUCUGAAAAGACUUCUUACGUCUUGUUUUGAUUUUGUGUUUCAGGAUUAUUUGUGGUUUAACAUUGGCAGCGUGGCCUCAUUUGAACACAAGUUGGAGAUGGUGCAGGAGGAAAUGGGCCUGGACUCCACACAGAAAGUACCGGUCCUCUACACCAGCGAAAGUGACGGGACGAUGGUUUUAAGUGUUCUCCCUACGUUCCUCCUGGCCGGCUUCUUACUAUUUGCAAUGCGACAGGGGCCAAUAGCCGGAUCACAUGGCGGCAGUUUGAAAGGAAAUCCAUUCAGCAUGAAAGCAUCUAAAGCAAAGAUAAUUAAAGACUUUGGAAGUGUUUGCUUUAAGGAUGUGGCAGGCUGUGAAGAGGCCAAACUAGAGAUCUUGGAGUUUGUAAAUUUUCUGAAAAAUCCAAAUCAGUACCGGGAGUUGGGAGCCAAGAUCCCAAAGGGUGCGCUGUUAUCCGGGUCCCCUGGAACUGGGAAGACGUUGCUGGCGAAGGCCACAGCAGGGGAGGCCACCGUCCCCUUCAUCACAGUCAAUGGCUCCGAGUUUCAGGAGGUUUUCGCUGGGGUGGGCCCCGCAAGGAUAAGAGACGUGUUUGCCAUGGCUCGCAAGGUGGCCCCCUGCAUUGUUUUUAUCGACGAGAUCGAUGCGGUCGGCAGGAAGAGAGGCAGCGGGAGCUUUGGCUGGCAGAGCGAGCAGGAAAACACUCUGAACCAGUUGCUCGUGGAAUUGGACGGAUUCAACAGCAGCACCAACAUUGUCGUGCUAGCCGGCACUAAUCGAGCUGAUAUCCUGGAUCCGGCUCUGAUGAGACCCGGCCGCUUUGAUCGACACAUAUAUUUGGGCUUGCCUGAUAUAAAAGGCAGAGCAUCCAUCUUUAAAGUGCACCUGAGACCUCUGAAGUUGGAGCCUUGUUUGAACCUGGAAGCCUUGUCCAGGAAGCUAGCUGCACAGACUCCAGGUUUCACGGGGGCUGAAAUUGCCACGGUGUGUAAUGAAGCUGCACUGAGAGCUGCACGUCAUGUCAGCCAGUGCAUCAGUGCUGAGCACUUUGAGGAGGCUGUGGAGAGAGUCAUUGCAGGUCUGAAUAAAAACACUCAGCCGUUACAGCUUCUGGAAAAGACAACCGUGGCGUAUCACAGGGCUGGUCAUGCUGUAGCAGGAUGGUUCCUGGAGCAUGCAGAACCACUGCUUAAGGUAUUCCCUCGGACCCGGUCCCUAGUAAUAUUUAUUUAUCUGAUUUGGAAGAUUUUUACUUUACAUUACCAUCAGGUUUCCAUUGCUCCUCGAGGGAGAGGUUUGGGUUAUGCACAGUAUUUAUCUAAGGAGCUGCAUCUGCUGAACCAGGACCAGAUGUUUGACAGGAUGUGCAUGAUGUUGGGCGGACGCGUGGCCGAGCAGGUUUUUUUUCGACGGGUCAGCACCGGGUCCCGGGACGACCUCAGGAAAGUCACACAGACGGCGUACGAGCAGGUCGUUCAGUUCGGAAUGAACGAGGCUGUGGGUCAUGUUUCUUUCGACCUCCACCUUCAGCACAACGCUGUCACAGAGAAGCCCUACAGUGAGUCAGCAGCGCAGCUCAUAGAUCAGGAGGUCCGCUCGCUCGUCGACGCCGCCUUCCAGCGAACACAUCGGCUUGUUGUGGACAAGAAGGAGAUGGUGGAAAAGGUGGCGAAGCGUCUGCUAGAAAAAGAGAUUGUGGACAGAACGGACAUGGUGGAGCUUCUGGGACCUCGACCUUUUCAAGAGAACGGCUCAUACGAGGAGCUUUGUGAAGCAUCAAAAUGUGAAGAGGAAACUCCACAGUCUGAAGGUCUACAGUGUGGAGAGGAUGAUAAACAGAACAAAUCACCUUUUCACAUGCAGUAAAUUAACAAAGAAAUAUUAGUAUCCCCUGAACUUAACAUUUUGUCACAUUACAACCACAUCUGUCCGUCUGUCCAUCCAUAUUUGAUGGGGAUUUAUGUUAUACGCCACUGCAAAGCAAGGGAGUUUUUAAAAUUUUUUUACAAACCUCCAAGAAGGGCCGAUGUUUUCACCAUGACUCAAAAAUUUCUAGAAGCAAAUCUACAUGAAAUAUUUGCCUUGUUAGCAAAAUAUUUCAGUUUCUGCAAAAGUGUAUGGAAGAGUGGAGGAGUAAUAGUCAGGUCUUAUGAUAGAUUGCUGAAUUGAAAAUGAUCUCCCUUUGAUUAGCUCCUGACUCUGCUUUGCUCUAAACCAUUUGAUCUGAAUCAUUGCAUUCAGCCUCUAGCAGGUCUUCUUCCAUGAUUACCCUGGAUCCAUCACCCAUCAACUCUGACAGCAGCUGCUGUCCUGCACUUUCAUUAGUUUUCAAUAAUGUCCUCUGCAUGAAGCUGCCCCCUGAACUUCAUUAAGUUUCCUUCAAAAAUUGCUUUUUUUGGACACUUUUUCUAUGAAGACCACACUGCUGGUCUUCAUAGAAAACUCUUGGACAGGUUGCAGCGUAAAACAUUUUUUAUUUUCAGACACUGGGUUUCACAGCAUACUGUGACAUGUUUAUAUCUUAACACACUGUUUGAUAUCCUAACAACACUUCAGCCUUUUCCACUACUUUCUCCCAGUUCUGUCUUCUCUAUUUCUUGGUCUUUAUGAUGCUGUUUUUUUCCCAUGAAUGUUAAUGAUCUCUGAAGCCUCCGUGAAAUAGCUGCAGUUUAAAGAUAUUAAAUGAUAUGGUCUCUUUUUACUAUUAAUAAUCCAUUGUUUUCAAUGGAUUAUUUAUCAUUAUCAGUUAAUACAAAUGCAUGCCACCCUUUUUAGAAACUAUAAAUUGUUUUUCUUCCCAACUCAAUCAUUUCAAUUCACUACUUUGUGCCAGAAGAACAUAAAAAUGAAUUUUUGGUUGUAGCCUGACAUAAUUCAGUGUGUGCAGACUUUUUGUGCAUUCAGUCUUCACUCAUUGCAAAAUUUGCUCUAUGGACAUAUGAAAGAAGAUAUUACUGUAACUUUCUCAUCUUCGUCAUGAAAUAUAAACAAAUUAAUAUUA